AUGAUCGGCGGAUGCGCCCUUGAUCUGACAUUGACAUCGGGUGGCUUCCGGAGUGGAGCUUGGGGCGCGGACUACAACUUCAAGAGCUCUCCCCCAAAACCGAGAUCCGAGAACCGGAGUCUCAAUUUUAUCCGCUCUUCACCUUCCCCAAAGCCGACAUCCCGCUCAUUCCCGCCAUAUUCAGAGCCAUGCGAUCCAGUUUAUCGUGCGAGCAUUGCCGCAAAGGUCAAGUGCGUUCACACCGGAAGUGCGCCUUGUCAACGAUGUCAACGACUCGGAACAUCGGGUUGCGAAAUCACAAGACCGGUUGUGAGAUCUGCUAAGAAAGCUGUGAGGAGAGCGCAGAAUGAGGCGAGUUUGACGCCGAGGGAUGAUGUCUCGGUGAUUUCGAGCACGUCGGGGUUUCAGCCUAUACCGAGUCCUGUUUCGUCAAGGCAGACGACUUCAUAUCAUGCACCAGAUACUGUGGAUGAUCAUCUCACACGCUUACCAAUUGGGAUAAUUCUGAAAGCUCUGAACAUAUUCACUGCCAAGUUCCCGGAGUUGAGGAUACUUCAAGCAUCUGCUUUCAUCAAGGAGUAUCAAACUGCUCGGUCCAAGGAGAGCAAAGCGUUGCUAGCGACAAUUCUUGCAAUUACGAGGAAACAAUGCUCCAUUGUCACAGGAGAUUGGUUGAGAAGUUUAAAGAGUAGCGAGUGCUAUGCAUCAUACGCUUGGAGUACUUUAUCCGAUGCUAUUCUUCAACCACCAAAGGUUCAAGUUGUGCAAGCUUUACUCAUCUUGACGCUGUAUGAGUGGGGAGUGAGAGAGUACCACAAAGCCUGGAUGCACUGCGGAAUUGCAAUACGCAUCAUGCAGUCACUUCACAGCUCCCGAGUCAGCCCCCAUCCUCUCGACAUGUCUCAAAACAACGACACAGACGUCGUGGCCAUUGCAGUAGAAGCUCGAACAUACUGGGCCUGCUUCAUCAUGGACUGCACGAUCAACUCCGGAACAUAUAACCCCCGCAUGCUUCCAAUGUCUGAGAUGCACAAACUCAAAGUCCCUCGACCACUGAACUACACCGACUUUGCCUUUGGCUUUGACGCUGCAUCACUUAAUCAUAUUUGCACUGGUGAUCUUUCUGGACUUGCACAAAGCUUUGAGACGAUUGCGACUGGCUUUGACAUUUAUGCUCAGGCAAUGUCAUUUGUCUUCAACAAUGGGCGAUGUGCACCGGGAAUGUGUGCACCUGAGAAUUGUCCUUGGGUUCCUGGAUCAGCUUGGUCUCAGUGUCGAGAUAGGUUGGAAGAAUGGAGGAAGAGUCAGCAUGAAAGACUUUGCUAUCCGCAGCAUAGUGUUGUGGUGCAUAUGACUCUGGGACAUGGGGAGUCGUUCAUUUACUUGAACAUGCUGUACUACUUGAGUACUAUCAUGCUUCACAGAGAAUACUUCCCUUUCCUACCAACCGCAGACCUUACACCUCGAGGUCCCGUCGACCCUCCUCUUCUGGAGGCAGAAGCACCACCAGGUUGGUGGGAUGAAAGUGCCAGAGAACUCUUCAACGCAGCUGAGCAGAUCGCCUCUUUGCUCCAAGAGGCAUCCGAGUGCGGUAUUCCACUAAUGACUCCCUUUUCCGGAUUCUGUGCUUUCACAGCAUGCUUUCUCAACCUCUACGUGUUUCGGUUUCCCAGGAUGAACCUCAAUCGAAGCUCAAAAGCAGAACAGCUUAUGAAUUGGGGCUUGGAGUACCUGGAAGAGUUCCAGAAUGCUUGGGAGCUAGCUGGAGGCUGGAUCAAAACGAUUCAAAACUCAUCACUCUUAUACAAAAGAGCAACCGAAGACGCAGGACGAUACCGCGGCAGAUCAAGAGCCGAUUUCGAAACUCUACACCAAUCAAUUCAUGAGUAUCGAAUCGUCGAUAGGUCGGAUCAACAUUUGCAGCAGAUCAGCCAUGCAGAUCGAAACUCACUAAGACGGGAAGAUGAGACUGAGGUAGCUAGACAAGUUCAAGUGCCAAGUGGUAUGGGGAUGGCUGUGAAUGCUUCGGUUCCGGAUCCGUUUCCGAAUUGGUGGUCUAUGUUGCAGGAGGUGGAGUUUACGGAUGUUGGCAAUUUGUGGAAUGGGAUGCGUGAGCUAUAA
Fusarium redolens is the source of this 2121-nucleotide messenger RNA. RefSeq lists its product as uncharacterized. The record is from RefSeq and is a predicted model, not a curated record. Gene Ontology annotation, biological process: DNA-templated transcription. The transcript has 6 exons. Gene Ontology annotation, molecular function: DNA binding; zinc ion binding. NCBI's taxonomy places the organism in Eukaryota, Fungi, Ascomycota, Sordariomycetes, Hypocreales, Nectriaceae. Gene Ontology annotation, cellular component: nucleus. The coding region runs from base 1 to 2121 and encodes 706 amino acids.